Lactuca virosa is the source of this 1089-nucleotide messenger RNA. NCBI's taxonomy places the organism in Eukaryota, Viridiplantae, Streptophyta, Magnoliopsida, Asterales, Asteraceae. The record is from the annotation of a GenBank genome assembly.
AUGGCUCCAUCAAUGUCACUAGUCCACUCAGCAAACACACUCAACAUCCUCGAUUUCGUGGUCAACAAAGGCCAUGGAGUCAAAGGUUUAUCAGAAUUAGGACUCAAAACCCUACCUCCCCAAUACAUUCAACCCCCACAAGAACGGUUUGAUCAUGCGAGCAAUGAGGAAGAAAAUAAAGACUCCAUCCCGGUUAUUGAUAUGUCAAACUGGGAUGACCCAAAUGUAGCUAAAGCAGUAUGUGAUGCUGCAUGCAAAUGGGGGUUCUUUCAGAUUGUAAACCAUGGAGUCCCUAUUCAUGUUCUUGAAGAUGUCAAAGAUGCAACUCAUAAGUUUUAUGCGUUGUCAGCAGAAGAAAAGAAUAAGUAUUCUAAAGAAAGAUCGGUUUCAAAUCAUGUUCGUUUUGGUACGAGUUUUACUCCUGAAGCUGAGAAGGCUCUUGAGUGGAAGGAUUAUCUCAGCCUGUUUUUUGUCUCCGAUGAUGAGGCUGCUUCACUUUGGCCUCCUGUGUGCAGGAAUCAAGCAUUGGAAUACAUGAAGAGUUCCGAAUUCAUCGUCAAGAAGCUACUUGAGAUACUAAUGAAAGGACUAAACGUAAAAGAGAUUGAUGAAUCCAAAGAAGCGAUUUUAAUGGGUUCAAAGCGGAUUAACCUCAACUACUACCCCACAUGCCCUACCCCCGAGCUCACAAUCGGUGUGGGCCGUCAUUCAGAUGUAUCCACACUGACUGUACUCCUUCAAGACGAUAUCGGAGGGCUUUACGUACGAAACACUGAGACAUCAAAAUGGGUUCAUGUCCCUCCGGUUGCUGGAUCUUUGGUGAUCAACGUUGGAGAUGCACUUCAAAUUAUGAGCAACGGGAAGUAUAAAAGCAUUGAACAUCGUGUCAUUGCUAAUGGAACAAAUAACAGGAUUUCAGUCCCGAUAUUUGUGAACCCAAGGCCUAGUGAUGUAAUCGGACCAUUGCCUGAAGUGGUUGGGAAUGGAGAGAAAGUGCUUUAUAAGGAUAUUUUGUACUCGGAUUAUGUCAAACAUUUCUUCAGAAAAGCACACGAUGGGAAGGCCACGGUUGAGUUCGCAAUGAUAUAA